AUGACCGAUCUGAAAACUACUCCUUCAGAAGAAAAUACAUUAUUGACUAAAGGAUAUAAACUAACAAAAUUUGUUGGCGAAGGUGCCUACGCGAAGGUAUAUUUAACUGAAUAUUCUAGUAAAGAAGAUUCACAUAAAUCAACGCUUGCUUGUAAAAUUAUUGAAACGGCAAAGGCCCCAAAGGAUUUCGUUGUAAAAUUUUUGCCACGCGAAAUAGAUGUGCUCGUGCGCUUGAAUCAUCCGCAUCUGAUUCACGUGCAUAGCAUAUUUCAGAGGAAAACAAAAUACUAUAUUUUCAUGAGGUACACGGAAAAUGGUGAUUUACUGAGUUAUAUACUAAAAAACGGGUGCGUGUCGGAAAAUCAAGCUCGCGUCUGGACACGACAACUUGCAUUGGGACUACAAUACUUGCACGAGUUAGAAAUCGCUCACAGAGACAUCAAAUGCGAGAACGUAUUGUUGACGGCGAAUUUUAACGUGAAAUUAUCUGAUUUUGGUUUUUCGCGUUUCUGUGUUGAAAGCGACAAUCAGCCUGUCUUAAGCGAAACUUAUUGCGGUUCUAUGUCAUACGCUGCACCAGAAAUACUACGCGGAAAACCGUAUUGCCCGAAGCCAACGGAUUUAUGGUCCUUAGGCGUCGUACUAUUUGUAAUGCUGAACAAAUCAAUGCCAUUUGACGACACGCGUAUGAGAAAACUUUAUGAACAGCAAAUGGGAAAGAAAUAUCGCUUUAGAUCGCGCGUAGCUAGUAUACUCUCGCUCGAAUGUAAGACUGUUGUAAAGCAUUUGUUAGAACCGGAUCCAGGACUCCGACAUUCCGCUACCAAUGUUCUCGACUCUGAAUGGAUUGCUAUGGAUAGUAGAUUAACCACUUUAAACGCUGUUGAAGCUGCUGCCUUAAAACGUGCCAAAGAAGAUCGUCGAAAAUUAUCGGAUGUCCACAAACAUCCUCCAAAGAGACAAGGGGAUAUAUUAGAAGGACCGACUCGUGAGUCCGCUUUCAGAGCCAGUGAGAUGAUGAAAUCGCUUGCUAACGUUACAUCAAAAUAUAAAAAACAAGAGUAG
Messenger RNA from Bombyx mandarina (wild silkworm), 1065 nucleotides. RefSeq names its product testis-specific serine/threonine-protein kinase 3. Lineage: Eukaryota; Metazoa; Arthropoda; Insecta; Lepidoptera; Bombycidae. Gene Ontology annotation, molecular function: ATP binding; tau-protein kinase activity. Gene Ontology annotation, cellular component: cytoplasm. Gene Ontology annotation, biological process: microtubule cytoskeleton organization; protein phosphorylation; intracellular signal transduction. The record is from RefSeq and is a predicted model, not a curated record.